Molecule: messenger RNA, 5197 nt
Organism: Seriola aureovittata
Lineage: Eukaryota; Metazoa; Chordata; Actinopteri; Carangiformes; Carangidae
Gene: plekhh3
Product: pleckstrin homology, MyTH4 and FERM domain containing H3
Exons: 13
Coding region: 549-2915 (788 amino acids)
Biological process (GO): signal transduction
Cellular component (GO): cytoskeleton
Source: RefSeq, a predicted model, not a curated record
CACGCUUUUGUUCAAACUCAGAAGUCAGACAGUCAGUCCCGUACAGAGGUGCGCUCUUACGUUACUUUAACAGAUGUUCAUAAAAGGCUGAUAGCAACAGUAUGGCUCUUGUCAAACACAUUCAAAUCGAUGUACUUUUAACCUUUACUUCACAGUUUUGGAUGCUAAGUUAGUUUUUUUUUUUUUUGUACUUCGCUUGUGUGAAGUUUUUCAAAUAGGGACAGCAAGGUGUCGCGAGCGAAGCAACUGGAGACCUGGAAGAAGAAGAAGAGGAGGGGGGGAGGAUUUUCUUUGAAACACUUCUUCUGGCGGCUGUGUCGGUGUACGACCGCUGCCAUGUACAGCUUCUAGACAUGUUCCAUGCUCUUUGACAGACACGAGAGAGUGAGCUUAUGCUACCCUUCAUCCUCCUCGCUGGAUAAUCUAUGGAGAGGGUGUCCUGUUCUCUCUCACGCAGCUCUUGGAGUUACUUGCGGCUGAGACUACACCGUGAGCUUUGAACUGAAUCGACCUGGAUAGUAGAAAACGACUCACUUAACCUCAUUUGAAUGCCUUUGCAAGGAGUUUGCUGGUUUCUGUGCUGCAGGCAGGGCUUCAGUUUGCUCGGACGGGACUAUGGGGAGAAAGAGGAGGAAGAAUCUUUUGAAUUGCGCAACAAAGAGGACUUGACUCCCAAUGGACGGAGUCCAGCUGAGGUGACUGUUUCUCAACCAACUCGCACAGCCAAUGGAACAAAUGGGCACACUGUCUCUGAGGUGUCUGAAGAGAUGAAGAGCCUGAUCAUCGAGAAGAAUAAGAUGGGCCUGGAGGAAGAGCCAGAACUGCUGGUCAAAGGGUGGCUGUUGCGGGAGGUGCGAGGAAACUGGAUUAAGCAGCGCCGGUACUGGUUUGUGCUGAGCCAGGACUCACUCGACUACUACAGCGGACCAGAGAAAGGAUCCCGCAGACUGGGCACACUGGUCCUCACCAACCUCUGCUCUGUCAUCUGGCCCGACAAGCAGACCUACAAGGAAACAGGCUACUGGAGCAUCACAGUAUAUGGGCGGAAGCACUGCUACAGACUAUACACCAAGCACUUCAAUGAGGCUGUGCACUGGGCAUGUGCCAUCCAGAAAAUAAUUGAUACCAAAGCACCAGUGGAAACGCCAACACAGCUCCUGAUCCGAGACAUCGAGGAGAAUAAGUUCAACCCCGAGGUAGUGGAGCACAUCUACCAGCACAACCCCAUCCUGAAGUACACCCAGGGCCCCCUGUAUGCCCCUCUGCUUCCCUUCCCCUAUGGCAGCCUGGAGCACACAUACCACAGCGGGAAAGGCUACGGCUCGGUGCGUGAGGAGGCCGUGAAGCUCUUCAACUGCCUGCAGCAGCUGGAGUCGGCACGGGAGCCGGUUCCCAUUAUCCAGGGAGUGCUGCAGACCUGCCUGGACCUGCGGCCCCUCCGCGACGAGGUCUACUGCCAGCUAGUGAAGCAGACGAGCUACACGCCUGCCCCGUACACUGCCGCACACCUCCGCUACUGGCAGCUUCUCACCUGCAUGAGCUGCACCUUCCUGCCUGGGCCAACUGUGCUCAAGUACCUGCGAUUCCACCUCAAGAGGAUUCAGAGCCAAAGUCCUGAGUCUGAGAUGGAUAACUAUGCGUCAUUCAUCAGCGAGGCUCUGGAGAAGACCAAGUGUCGGGAGUGUGUGCCAUCCUGGGAGGAGAUCCAGAUGCUGAUGAGCAGACAGGAGAUGCUGUGCACUGUGCACUAUCCUGGCCCUGGGUCCUGCCAGCUCUACAUCAGCUCACACACCACUGCCAAUGAGGUGGUCCGAAGGAUGCAGGAGAAGCUCGGUCUGCAAGAGAGCAAAAACACGUUUGCACUGUACGAGCAGAACGCACUGUGGGAGCAGCCGGUGGCGGGCAGCGCUCUGAUCGCAGACAUCCUGACCAGGUUUGAAAACUUCUCCACCAAAGAGUCAGAGUCGAAAUCCCAAUGGAAACUGUGCUUCAAGCUGUACUGCCUGUUGGAUGCCGACAGCAUAUCAGUGGACAGCAUUGAGUAUCUCUUCCUCUUUGAGCAGUGCCACGAGAUGGUCGUGCGUGGCCAGCUGCCAGCCUGUGAAGAGGACCUGCAGGCCUUAGCUGCCCUGAGGCUUCAGUGUCUGAUGGGUGACUUCAGCACGCACGCCCCCUGCCCGCCUCUGGACGAGCUUUUCCCAGGUCACAUGCUCGAAGCUCGGGUCCUCAUGUCCCUCUCUUCCCCGCAGGCCCUGCCACCUUGUCUGGUGGCGGCUCAGGGCUGCCCGACGACACAGCGCUUCCCCACGGGCCUCCUGGCGGGGACGCUGUGGAGCCACACGGCUACAGCGGCACACAAGCAGAAGGUGGAGCAGGACAUGCGCCUGCGGAGCCGGCUGAAAGAGGAGGCAGCGGCUGUCAUGGGAUCCAUCUUGGAGCGUUGGAAAGGUCUGGCCGGCUAUAGCCGCAGGGACAGUAUGGCUGCCUACCUCACAAUUGCACGCCAGUGGUCGGGCUUUGGAUGCACUCUUUAUGAAGUGGACUUUUAUAUUAGUUCGACAGGGAGUUUUUCCCAGAAGCUGUGGCUGGGUGUAGCUGCUACAUCCGUGUCUCUGUAUCGGCAGGGAGAAGCAGAGGCCCUCGAGUCCUUUCCUUAUGGCCAGAUCUGCUCCUACGGUGUAUCUGACAGCAACACCUUCAAGAUCACAGCUGGGGAUCGGGAUCUGCUAUUUGAAACCACCAAGCUGACUGAGAUCAUGCAGCUGAUGAAUGCAUAUUUCAGUGCCAUCCGUCGCCAGCGAGGGAAAGGGGAAGAUGCGGACAUCACCAUAGCAGAAAGCACAGAGAUGGGCUUCCAUCACCUGGCCUCGACGCCGACGCCAACCCUCUUGGAGCUGCCCUCGCACCCUGUUUGAGAGGGACCCAUUACCCGGACACCCUCCCAACCCCCCUCCACACCAUCCUCCUCCACGUGGCCCCUAUGAGGCCCAGUCCUCAGGACCCCGCGCCUCCUCCGCUGGGAACGGCACGGCAGCCAAAACAAAGAGAGGGCUGUUUUCGCUCCCCAUCCGUGAAAAUAAACCCUCGCUGAGCUUUCCAGCUGAAGGAGCUGGCCGAUGGAGGAGGGAGGGUGUAGGAGCGGGAGAGGACGGAGAAGGCAAGGGGUUCUGUUUUGCAAGUGAGGCCAAAAACCCACAGAAACCAAUGCGGUUGCUGAUGAGGUGUCACACACCCCCACACCCUAUCCUGUCACGCAACCACCUCUGUUACCCUACAUGGCAACACCCCCCCACCCCCACCACCACCACACCCCGCCCCACCUUCAGCACACCCCCUCGACAAUGUGAGAAGUUGGCGUGAGCCUUGCUACAUCAGGGAGAGAUAGCAUCACAAGAGUUAGGACUUGUGGCAAUAAUAAGCUGUGGUACUCUCCUCAUGAAGGUAUGGCCUAGAGUGAAAACACUACUCUCUCUCUUCUCUCUCUCUCUUCCUCCCUCAAAGUGCGCCAUAUUUGUAUUACCUUUCCUAGAAGGCAGUAGUCCCUCAUGCACUGCUGGAAUAGUGUUGAGAACAUUCAGUGACAAACCCUGCCCUGUCUUUGGCUCUCUGUCACACACACACACACACACAAACACACACUGACUCACUCUCUCACGUGCCCUUAUGCUGACAUGUUCAUCAGAGACAGUUAGUUUUCAUAAGGUCCCAGCCGGGCUUGCAUUACCUGGAACUGUUGAUGCAGUGAGCCAUGUGAACUUGGAACUGGAAACAGAUGUUGAACUCUGUAGCUAAGUCACUCUGGCUGCCACGGCCGUAUAGACUCUUACAUAUGGGAUUAUCAGUUGUGUGUGUGUGUGUGUGUGUGUGUGUGUGUGCGCAUGUGUGUGUGUGUGUGUGCGCGCGUGUGUUUGUGUGUGUGUGAGUGAGAAAGAGAGAGAGUCUGUGUGCGCCCUUGUGUAUGUGGAUGUGUGUAUUUGAUCAAGAAAACCCAUUUCCUGAAUGACACAUUCAGGAUCUGGGUUAAUUGUGUUUCACAGAAACCAAAGGCUUUUGGAGCUGUUUGUACAUUGUUUCCACCAAAUGCUCUGAUUUGUCCUUUGUUGUGCUGCUUUCUCGACAUGAACCUUGGUUAACACUUGACUGAUUGGAUAAUUGUGCUUAUGUCAGUUACUCUUCUAAUGCAGCUCUACUCUGCUGAAAAUAACAGGUGCUUCUCUGUUUCAUUAUUGUUAUUUUCACAAUGUAUAUAUCAUUGAAGAAAUUGAACCUAGAGUACAACCCAGAGUCAGUGAUGUGGAUCGAAGUGUCACCAUAUUUACCAUGUGUGGUGCCCCAUCUGUCCCUCUGCUAUUUAAACAGAAACCUUUCAAAUCAGGCCAUUAAUGCUUUUGUAUUGUUAUUUAUGCAGACUUUGCUAUUUUUUACUGUCCUUUAUGUCUUAAACGCAGACCCAGGUGCAUUUUGAUUUUAGGUUUGCUUUAAUUGAUCAGAGCCAUGAGUGCUUCUGGUUAAAGCAGUUCAGAUGUGUAAAUCCUGUGUAGCUCCCUCCUUAUGUUCAUUAUUUUAGUAUUCUUGUGAAACCAAAGUUUCGCCAAGUCAUGGGUUUGAGCAUGGACCAAAGAUUUUCUUUUUUUUUUAAACAAGCUUUUAUAACAAGAAAUUAUCGUAAAGCAGACAGUCCCCCCCCAACCCAAUUUAUAUUUGACUGUUGUCCCAUUUAUUUACACUUGAAUAUCUCUUGUUGUAGUACAUCACACCCCUUAUUUUAUUAUAGUAGAUAACCAUUUAGGAAUCUGAGAACAAUAAUUGGUUUUGUAAAGAUAAUUUUACAGUACUGUCUGCUAUACAACCCCAUGCGGUUACCAUCCUCAAAACUAAUGUUUUCUUACCAUGGACGGCCUUGAUGAGUCAUUGCACAGUUAGCCCUGUCUCCUGCUCAGAAGCAGGUCUUUGCUUUUUUUACUGCAGCUGCAGGCAGCUCCAAGCUACAUGUAUGAAAUGACAAAAAGAAGAAAAAAAGAAAUCAAACCGUGGAUGUUGUUGCUUUGUAAUAUGCUUGUGUGUAUGCUGCACGGUACUUUUUCAUUUAAUGUGUGUAUAGUUAAUUGCACUAUUGUUUGUUUUUAACUAACUUGGAAGUGCAAUAAAAACUAUAAAUACUGUAUGUAAUUAAUAAAAACAGCACCAUUUUACCAUA